Molecule: messenger RNA, 834 nt
Organism: Closterium sp. Yama58-4
Lineage: Eukaryota; Viridiplantae; Streptophyta; Zygnematophyceae; Desmidiales; Closteriaceae
Source: the annotation of a GenBank genome assembly
AUGCUAUCGGCUACCUCGGAGGACGCUUCACUGUCUUUCACGCUGGACUCUGGAGCCUCACACUGCUUCUUCCGUGACAGCACGACACUUACACCACUUCCUGCGCCUGUCUCUGUGGCGCUGGCUGAUCCCACCUCGGGACCAGUCACUGCGCGUCACACUACCACUUUGCCGUGUCCUGCUGCUCCCUCCGGGUCUCUCACUGGGUUUCACGUCCCCUCGUUCUCCCGGAACUUGGUGGGCGUGCGACCCCUCGUGAGUCAGCACGUGGGUGUGUGGUUUGAGCCUUCUGGGGAGACUGCGGUGUGUGUUGACGGGGACUCUUACCAGCCUCUGGCCACCUUUGCUGCUGAGCCGGGCUCCGGUCUCUACACUCUUCACACUGGCCCGCGUGCACGGCAGCGGCCGCAGCAGCAGCAGCAGCAGCAGGAGCAGCAGCAGCAGCAGCAGCAGCAGCAGCAGCAGCAGCAGCAGCAGCAGCAGCAGCAGCAGCAGCAGCAGCAGCAGCAGCAGCAGCAGCAGCAGCCGCAGCAGUCGCCGCCGCCGCAGCAGCAGCAGCAGCCGCAGCAGCCGCCGUCGCAGCAGCCCCUACUCCCUGUUCCUGUCCCUCCCCCUUGUCUCCUCCCUGCGUCUCACCAGGUGGUUACGUCCCCUCAGGUAGUCGCGUCCAGUCCAGUCGCUGCGUCUUGCUCCUGCAGGUCGCUUGCCCACCCCACCGUUCUGUGGCACCACCGGAUGGGGCACCCUUCUCUUCCACGUCUGCGCGCUAUGUCUAGUCAGCGUCUGGUCUUAGGUCUCCCGCGUGUCUUGCCGUCGCUGCCGCCUUGGCCCUGA